Messenger RNA from Eublepharis macularius, 3598 nucleotides. RefSeq names its product solute carrier family 2 member 1 (gene SLC2A1). The coding region runs from base 191 to 1669 and encodes 492 amino acids. Gene Ontology annotation, biological process: D-glucose transmembrane transport; response to insulin. The transcript is spliced from 10 exons. Gene Ontology annotation, cellular component: basolateral plasma membrane; apical plasma membrane. The record is from RefSeq and is a predicted model, not a curated record. Lineage: Eukaryota; Metazoa; Chordata; Lepidosauria; Squamata; Eublepharidae.
CGAACUCCGGGCAGGGGCGCACGAGUCGGCGCACGCUUGGGCAGGUGCCAGACGCAGAUCGGGAGGCGACAGCAGCCGGCCGGCCGGGAGCGGGACUGCCCCGUAGGAAGCGCUUCCCCGGAGCGAGCAGCGGCGUGGCCGGCGGGCGAGGGCGUGCGGCGAGGCCUUUGGGAGCGAGCGCGGGGGCGCCAUGGAGUCCGGCGGCAAGCAGAUGACAGCGCGGUUGAUGCUGGCAGUAGGAGGAGCGGUUCUGGGAUCCUUGCAGUUCGGUUACAACACUGGCGUCAUCAAUGCCCCUCAGGAGGUGAUUGAACGCUUUUACAAUCUGACGUGGUAUGACCGCUAUGGGGAGUAUAUCAGCCGCAGCACCCUCACCACUCUGUGGUCCCUCUCUGUGUCCAUAUUCUCCAUUGGAGGGAUGGUUGGAUCUUUCUCUGUUGGGCUGUUUGUUAACCGCUUUGGACGGCGGAACUCUAUGUUGAUGUCCAACAGCCUCGCCUUCCUUGCCACCGUGCUUAUGGGUUUUUCCAAGAUGGCCAGCUCUUUUGAAAUGUUGAUCCUUGGCCGCUUCAUCAUCGGGGUGUAUUCUGGCCUCACCACAGGAUUCGUGCCCAUGUAUGUGGGCGAGGUGUCGCCCACAGCCCUUCGAGGGGCUCUGGGGACCCUUCAUCAGCUUGGCAUCGUUGUGGGCAUCCUUAUAGCACAGAUCUUCGGCAUGGAUCUGAUCAUGGGGAGCGAGUCGCUAUGGCCACUGUUGCUAGGCUUCAUCUUUGUCCCCGCCUUGGCGCAAUGUCUCCUGCUGCCCUUUGCCCCCGAGAGUCCUCGCUUCCUCCUCAUCAAUCGUAAUGAGGAGAAUAAAGCUAAGAGUGUUCUGAAGAAGCUCCGAGGGACAACCGAUGUCAGCAGUGAUCUCCAGGAGAUGAAGGAGGAAAGCCGCCAAAUGAUGCGGGAGAAGAAAGUGACCAUCCCGGAGCUGUUCCGCUCGCCCAUGUACCGCCAGCCCAUCCUCAUUGCCAUCGUCCUUCAACUCUCUCAGCAGCUCUCGGGGAUUAACGCGGUCUUUUACUAUUCUACGAGAAUCUUUGCAAAAGCUGGGGUGAAGCAGCCGGUCUAUGCUACCAUAGGUGCUGGGGUCGUAAACACAGCCUUCACAGUUGUUUCGCUGUUUGUAGUGGAACGGGCUGGACGACGGACGCUCCAUCUUGUUGGCCUGGCUGGGAUGGCGGGCUGUGCAGUCCUCAUGACAAUUGCUUUGGCCCUCCUGGAUCAAAUGAACUGGAUGUCCUACAUCAGCAUUAUUGCCAUCUUGGGCUUCGUGGCGUUUUUUGAGAUUGGCCCGGGCCCCAUUCCGUGGUUUAUCGUGGCGGAAUUGUUCAGCCAAGGCCCGCGCCCUUCUGCCUUUGCUGUGGCUGGCCUGUCGAACUGGACGUCAAACUUCAUUGUAGGGAUGGCCUUCCAAUACCUCGAGGAACUCUGCGGCCCCUAUGUCUUCAUCAUCUUUAUGGUGCUGCUGAUCCUGUUCUUCGUCUUCACCUACUUCAAGGUGCCCGAGACGAAGGGCCGAACCUUCGAUGAGAUAGCCUCCGGGUUCCGCCAGGGGGGAGCUGGGCAGUCUGAAAACAAAACGCCGGAUGAGUUCCACAGCUUGGGAGCGGACUCCCAGGUCUAAGCCACAAAAGACUUUGGUUCCUUCUUUGCUUCACUCUUCUUUUCCUGCCUGUUCUUGAUGCUUAUCACAGAAGCCAGGUCCAAGGUGAAAGAGGCAUUCGAGCCCAUCUGCGGGGCUGCCGCCUGGUUUCCAGGUGAUGAACUGACACCAUUCGCUAGGAACGGUUAGCUGGUUUCAUGUCCAGGAUUUCAAUGCCAACCCAUUCAGAAUCCAUGGCUUCCCAUUCAGGGCGAGCCGCCCCUUCUUGGGAGCCAGCUCGCUCUCCCCCAACCCUGCCCCGUUUUAAGGGGAAAAAUAAAGCAGGAGAAGUUUGCAUGCCAAGCUUGCAGCUCCAGAAGCAAACCAUUUUAAUCAUGGAAAGUAUUUUUAGAUGAAAUCUCGUAUCCAAAUUUGGUUUUUUAAAAAGGCUACACUUUCAGCGGUGGGGGUGGGGGAUUAUGAGCUAAAGGUAGUCCCCUGUGCAAGCACCAAGUCAUUACUGACCCAUGGGGGGUCGUCGCAUCACGACGUUUUCUUGGCAGACUUUUGUUACGGGGUGGUUUGCCAUUGCCUUCCCCAGUCAUCUACACGUUACCCCCAGGAAACUGGGUACUCAUUUUACUGACCUCGGAAGGAUAGAAGGCUGAGUCAACCUUGAGCCGGCUACCUGAACCCGGCUUCCACCAGGAUCGAACUCAGGUCAUGAGCAGAGCUUGGGCUGUCGUAUUGCAGCUUACCACUCUGCGCCACGGGGCUGCAAGACAGCAAAUAGGUUUCUGUUGGGCUGAACUGGCUCCCCACACCCCCUACCGCAAGGAAUUUGAAGUGGGUUUGAUAGAUCCCUUCUGAGGGUUCUGGGUUAAGAGCCCUGCUUACUCAUUCCAGCGUCCCAUCUCCCAACGAUGGCCAACCGGGGCACUCCUGAAAAGGCCACACGCAGAGCAGAAAGGCGAUAGCCCUCCCCUUUAUAAACUGGCAUUGAGGUAGACUGCUCCUGAGCCUGCAGUUUACAUUUAGCAGUCAUGGAUAGUACUCAUUGACAGACCUCUCCUCCAUGAAUUUGUCGAGUCCCCUUUUAAAGUGUAUGGACAAUGCUACAUCUUGUGGCAGGGAGUUCCAUGUGAAGAAUUCCUCCAAGCAGGAUGGAGGAGCUCUAAUAUGCCCUAAACCUCACAUAUCAAAGUCCCCCCCCCCAAGUCCCCACCCCAUACACAAAGGUUCCAUAAAGGCACAGUUCUAUUGUGUCUGUUCAAGGGCAGGAGUGUUCUCUGCAAAUGUUCUCUCCUGGCCCUUAACGCCCUGGACUCACUGUACCAAAAGAAAUGAGUCAGUGAAAAUGGCUGCAUACAUUUCCUGCUUACUGUGUAUAGACUGGAAAAUAUUUAUAUUAUAUAUAUAUUUUUUGUUCAACUGUGUUAAUAGUGCACUAAAUUAUAGUGUGGUUUCUGACGAACAAGCAACUUACUGUAAAUAUUCUUGAAUUAUAUUCACACUGUAUGAUAAAAACAGAUCUAAUUUCUGUAGCAACUGUAACGGAAGACUUGUACAAUGACCUUGUUUUGUAUAGAUAACUUACCUGCACUGUAGCUGCAUCUGUUGCACUGAAUUUUUAGAAUUUUUUUUCUUAGUAUAACCACCCCAAGCCCUUAAAGGUCCCCGGCUCCCUGAGCGUGUUUGUUACAAGCUCCUGGAAUGUUUGCAAAAAAACAAAAAAGGUCACAGCUAUUUAAGCAUCUACUUUUUUAUUUAUUUGUCUGUUUUUAAAGUAUGCGACCACACUUGAAAGACAAUAUACGUUUUAGGAAGAACAAAAAAUGAAAAAAAAAAUCUAAUUUUGCUGUGUCUGAUGCAAUGUUAUCCUGAACUCCUUUUUGAAGUGCCAAUAGGAGGGGGGGAAAGAAAUGUAUGGGAAGAGACGUUUGUAUGAGCAGAAUAAAUGACAUGAGCGUU